Molecule: messenger RNA, 786 nt
Organism: Chaetura pelagica (chimney swift)
Lineage: Eukaryota; Metazoa; Chordata; Aves; Apodiformes; Apodidae
Gene: NUDT14
Product: nudix (nucleoside diphosphate linked moiety X)-type motif 14
Exons: 5
Coding region: 1-786 (261 amino acids)
Biological process (GO): ribose phosphate metabolic process; nucleoside phosphate metabolic process
Molecular function (GO): metal ion binding; UDP-sugar diphosphatase activity
Source: RefSeq, a predicted model, not a curated record
AUGAAAUCAGGAGGAGUAGAAGAGAUGAAAAUGUACCAGGACUGGGCGGAAAGAGAAAGGAGGUUCUCAAGACAAGUUAAAAAUGGACAUAACUCAGAAAGGGAAGUUGAAUAUACACAGCGGGUCACUCUGAAGUUACCUGGUCGAAUACUGGCAUCUGAGGCCGUUGAAGUCGGGGAGCAUGGGGAACAGCUGCCCCGGGAGCUGCCCCUGCUGCUGCCCAGGCCACCAGAGCCCGCCAGUGUGUCAAUCCUGAUCUUCAAUACUUCUCGGCAGUGUUUUGUUGUGGUGAAGCAGUUCCGCCCAGCUGUUUACAUGUGUGAAGUAGAAAGGCAUCAUCCUCAAGUCUUUCAGAAUCAGGACAAGGAGAGCUUCUCUUGUCUGGAGGAUACCUUACCUGCUGUGGUAGGAGUGACAUAUGAACUCUGUGCUGGCAUCGUAGACAAACCAGACCUUUCUUUAGAAGAAAUUGCAUGUGGGGAAGUCUUAGAAGAGUGUGGCUAUCGUGUUGCUGUGACAGACCUGAGGAGGAUCACUUCUUACAGGUCUGGAGUUGGUUUGACAGGUUCUAGGCAGACGUUAUUUUAUGCUGAAGUAACAGACCAGAUGAGAACUGGUGAAGGAGGUGGCCAGCCUGAAGAAGGAGAGCUGAUUGAAGUUGUAGAAAUACCCUUAGAAGACUCCAUGAAGUUUGCUUAUGAUGAGACUUUCCCGAAGACAAUGGGUGUCAUCUUCAGCUUCAUGUGGUUCCAAAACAACAUAGCACCAAAGCUUCCAAAAAAAUAA